Messenger RNA from Eremothecium gossypii ATCC 10895, 765 nucleotides. It is a transcript of the gene SAW1, whose product is annotated as DNA-binding protein SAW1. NCBI's taxonomy places the organism in Eukaryota, Fungi, Ascomycota, Saccharomycetes, Saccharomycetales, Saccharomycetaceae. The coding region runs from base 1 to 765 and encodes 254 amino acids. The record is from RefSeq and is marked provisional. The transcript has a single exon. Gene Ontology annotation, molecular function: flap-structured DNA binding. Gene Ontology annotation, biological process: double-strand break repair via single-strand annealing, removal of nonhomologous ends.
AUGUCACCUACACACGCACUGCUGCAGCUGCAGCCGGGCUAUGUCAUGCCGGUGCGUGUUUUCAUCAACCGGCGAGAGGUACUGAAUAACGCGGCCUCGUGCUCCCUGUUCGAAGCUCCGAUUCUUUCAAACAGCGCGAUUGUACGCUUGAAGUCGCCGUCCGUGCGCGUACACCUCUCGGAGGACGACAAACAGAGCCUGCUCGCCGAGCUGCGGGACGAUCUACUGUACAUUAUCUAUGAACUGGGGAGUCCGGGCGCGGAAGAGACGCUGCGCAAGUUCAAGAUCGGGGGCCUAGCCGACUUCCGGGACAUCGUGCGUGCGGCAGAGCAGGGUGAUCGCCCGGAGCAGCCGAUCCCAGGGCUGGAUCUGCAUACAAUGACGUUCGAGAGGCUGGACAAGCAGCGUUUUCGGCUUCACUUCGAGCACAACUGGGUCGUCAAUAUCAUCCUGAACGACAUACGCAAGCUAGCCGUCUGGCGCCGUCUGCUGCUCUGCGAUAUCGCGCCAAUUGGUGUACCCGCAGCCGCAGCGCCUGCGCCAAUGCCAGCUGGCGCGCCAUAUGUGCUUUUGCGUGAGCGUCGCGGUCGCGUUUCGCCGCAGGGCAUGCUACAAGAGGAUGCCCCAGAGGGCGUGCCGCGUGAAGGGGACCUGAAUGUGGAACAAAAGCCCGUACUGGACUAUAGGUACAAAAGCGUGACCAACCUGGGGCCUGGGAUAGAGAUACACGUACUGCAGAGGCCGCGGCGCGUCCGUCCACGCUAA